UUUAUUUCCUGGUCAGCCGACUUCACAAGAACUCUCUCUCUCUCUCCUCCCUCUUUCUCUCUAGCCUGGUUUCUCAGACCAGGUACACCUAGUCAGCGAAAACGCAAGCUUGGAGGGAGGGAGAGAAGAAUGAACGGCGGAGAUUCGAAUCAGCAGCAACAGCAGCAGAUGCAGCAGCAGUGGGUGGCGAUGCAGCAGUACCAGCAGCAGUGGAUGGCGAUGCAGUAUCCGGUGAUGGCGAUGCAGCAGCAGAUGAUGUACAACCAGCAUUACGUGCCGUACUACCCCCAACACCAGCCGCAUCCGCACCAUACUCAACCUCACCCACCCAAGCCCACUAAUCAGAUUCAGAGUUCGGGUGAAGAUAACAAGACGAUCUGGAUUGGAGAUCUCCAGCAGUGGAUGGAUGAAGGUUAUCUCCAUGCUUGUUUUUCUCAAACUGGAGAGGUUGUUUCUGUUAAGAUAAUCCGCAAUAAGCAGACUGGUCAAUCAGAGAGAUAUGGGUUUGUUGAGUUCAAUACUCAUUUAGCAGCAGAAAAUGUUCUGCAGAGCUACAAUGGCACCAUGAUGCCCAAUGCAGAUCAACCGUUUCGCUUAAACUGGGCAGCCUUUAGCACUGGUGAUAGACGACCGGAAGCUGGUUCUGAUUUGUCAAUAUUUGUUGGAGAUUUGGCUACUGAUGUUACUGAUGCACUGUUACAUGAUACCUUUGCUAGCAAGUAUCCAUCUGUAAAAGGUGCAAAAGUGGUAGUUGAUUCAAAUACUGGUCGCUCGAAGGGUUAUGGUUUUGUCAGGUUUGGUGAUGAAAAUGAUAAGUCCAGGGCCAUGACUGAAAUGAAUGGUGUAUAUUGUUCAAGUAGGCCUAUGCGAAUUGGUGUUGCAACCCCGAAAAAACCUUCACCACAGCAGCUAUAUUCUUCACAAGCCAUGGUCUUAUCUGGUGGAUAUGCAUCAAAUGGCGCUGGACCUGUAGGUCACUCAGACAGUGAUUCAUCCAACACUACAGUAUUUGUGGGUGGGCUUGACUCUGAUGUCACUGAUGAACAGCUCAGAGAGUCUUUUACUCCAUACGGCGAGGUUGUCUCUGUAAAAAUACCAGCUGGAAAGGGAUGUGGUUUUGUACAAUUUGCAAACAGAAGCAAUGCAGAGGAUGCAAUUCAAAGAUUAAAUGGCACAGUUAUUGGCAAGCAGACUGUUCGUCUUUCUUGGGGUCGAAAUCUGGGUAACAAGCAGAAUGGGGCUUACUAUGGAAGACAAGGUUACAAUGGAUACGGAUAUGCAGGUGCAGCCAAUGGGCCAUCUUCAAAUGGUCAGGGGAACCACCAGCAGCCAGUAAGCUAAUCUCGUGAUCUGUGGGCUGUCUGUUGUUGAUGCUUCUCAGUGAUUCUCGCAAAUGAACUUGAAACUCUGAAGUCUGUGGCAUGACGAAUUUUGUAGCUGGGUUGAAUAUCACCGUGAGACAAGCUUUGGUUUGUUUUUUUUUUUUUUUCUUUUUUUUUUAUUCCUUUGGUGAGCUUAACAUUCAAAUUUUUGACUUUGAAGUGCUUGCUAGAAUGACUCUUAGUCUUGCUAAUUAUUCAUUCUUUUUAGGUUUCAUAAAGUCAGAUUGUCAUAGACCUUUUGUGGCUCUCAUAUUAAAGAUAAAAAGGGUCAUAGACAGGGUUGCAUAAAACCCUGUUCCACCUAAGUUCUGAAAAUCCAGGGGGAAUUUAUGUCGAUCGGCUAUGUUAUGUUAUAAGAUGGAAAUUGCUUGCA
Molecule: messenger RNA, 1755 nt
Organism: Sesamum indicum (sesame)
Lineage: Eukaryota; Viridiplantae; Streptophyta; Magnoliopsida; Lamiales; Pedaliaceae
Product: polyadenylate-binding protein RBP47
Cellular component (GO): cytosol
Molecular function (GO): mRNA binding
Source: RefSeq, a predicted model, not a curated record